GUAAUGUUACUAAUGUAUCAUGUAACUGCUGAUAUUUAGGCUAUCCUUUUCUGUGCAACUAAACUAAACAGGAAGCUGUUGCAAAAAUGGGCAUCACUUCCAUGGACAAGUACUUCAUAUACUUCCUCAUCACAUACUUAGUCACAGCUCUUCUUUUUCAGUUGUUUACUAAAAAUCGUCGUCCCAGAAUCCAGCUUCAGCCUCCUCCAAGCCCACCUGCACUGCCUAUACUUGGUCAUAUUCCUCUGCUCUACAGCUCUACUCGUCCCUUUCACAAGUCCUUGACCACGCUUGCCUUUCGAGAUGGUGCACCUUUCAUGAGGAUCUUCAUCGGCCCGUUUUCUCAGUUCAUGGUGGUUUCUGAGGCUAGCUUGGCUAAACAACUUGUUGAAGAGCAUGAGAUGAGUUUUGUAACCAUUAGGCUUAAGAAUCAUGCUUAUGGAAUGUCGAACUUGGUUUUGUUGAGGAGUAUACUUGAUUCUGACUCACAAGUGAAGCGUUUUGAGCAUGCGCGAGAACGUGAGGUUUUGAGGCUGUUGGAAGUUCUUGUUGACAAGGCGGAACAAGGGGAGGCUUGUGAUUUGGGUGCGGAGCUGGAGAAGGUUGUCAAUAAUGUUUUGUUUAGUAUGAUUAUGAAAAUUCAGAGUGAUAGUUAUGAAAGUGUGAAGAUCAGGGAGUUUGUUAAUGGACUUGGUGCUGAGAUUGGGGGAAGGUCCUUUGUGUUGAGUGAAUUGUUUGGUCAAUUCCUUUGUGGAAGAAAUAAGUUGGAGGGCCUAUUGCUCAAGUUCGAUGAGUUUUUGGAAGAGAUUAUAUUGAGACAUGAGAACAGAGGAUCAGUUACAGAUCGAGAUGUAGUCGAUAGCCUUAAGGAUGAAGAACAGGCUGCAGAUCUACCUAGGAACAAUAUCAAGGGGGUUGUAUUGGAAACUUUGAUGGCGGGUUCAGGGACGAUGAGUGUGGCAUUGAAGUGGACACUAGCAGAAAUUAUUAACCAUCCAAGUGUGUUGAACAAACUGAGGGAAGAGAUAGUUGGGGUAGUAGGGCUGCAUAAGCUUAUACAGGAUUCAGAUAUCCCAAAAUUGCCUUACCUGCAAGCAGUUGUGAAAGAAGGUCUUCGCUUACAUCCUCCUACUCCAUUGAUAAUGCGCAAAUGCACACAUGGCUGCCAAAUUGGUGGGUACGAUGUGAUACCAGAUUCAAGAAUAAUCGUUAAUGUGUAUGCCAUAAUGCAAGAUACUGGCACAUGGAAAUUCCCAACUGAAUUUAUUCCAGAGAGGUUCCUUGAAACCCCUAGUACAUAUAAUGAGCUUCUAGUCGACGCAAAGGGUCAAAAUCUUUGUUACCUGCCAUUUGGAGGUGGAAGCAGUGCGUGCCCUGGUGCACGUCUUGCAAUAAAUAUGAUUCAAAUGGUGAUUGGAACAUUAGUGCAUUGCUUUGAUUUUGAGGCUAAAGGUGGGAUUAACAUGGAAGAGGGGUGUUUAGGAUCAAGUGCAGGUAUGGCUAAGCCACUUGUUUGCCAUCCUAUUGAUAAACAUGUAAUUAAGCCAUCCGCCAAAGCCCUUUCCAGUGAUUUUCACUUCUAAUCCCACAUUGGAACCUUAGACAAAGCUCAGUUGUUUUCUUGCUUUUGUAGAAUUUCUCACUACUUGGUAGUUUUAGGACUACUUCGGUUAGUAAUUUUUUUGGAGCAAGUCAUGGUUUAUUUUGGCCUUCUGGUGUAAUAAAUGUUGGACUAUGCACAUCAUGGUCAAUGCAGAUGAUGGUUUUCUCUUGUUAUGACAUAA
Molecule: messenger RNA, 1784 nt
Organism: Daucus carota subsp. sativus
Lineage: Eukaryota; Viridiplantae; Streptophyta; Magnoliopsida; Apiales; Apiaceae
Product: cytochrome P450 705A1
Exons: 2
Coding region: 87-1583 (498 amino acids)
Cellular component (GO): membrane
Molecular function (GO): iron ion binding; heme binding; oxidoreductase activity, acting on paired donors, with incorporation or reduction of molecular oxygen, NAD(P)H as one donor, and incorporation of one atom of oxygen
Source: RefSeq, a predicted model, not a curated record